CAGCAUUUGGCGAUUAUAAAUUAUGGCGACAAAGGAUACUUUACAGAUUGAGCUUCAGUUCAGUGGAGGUAUGGAACUGCUAUUUGACAAUCAAAAGACAAUCCAAGCAGAUGUGCCGGCAUUCUUUCCUAUUGUGACCAAGGAUACAGAUACGAAUCAGCAGGAGCGACACGCAGCUACAAUUCGAGAUCUUAUUGCAUGGACCAGCAUAGAGCUUUUGAAAGAAAGGCCAGAGUUGUUUAUUGGUGACGAUGGCUCUGUACGAGCAGGCAUUUUGGUGCUGAUCAAUGGUGCAGACUGGGAGCUGGAGGGCGAGCUUGAGUAUGAACUACAGGACAAGGACGAGAUUGUUUUUAUCUCAACAUUGCAUGGCGGAUAAUAUUCUCAAAACUAUUGCGAGCCUAUAAAUGUAGUUGGCUGGUGCUCAUUUAAUCUCCUUUUUUCUUGAAAUAAAACUUUCCUUCCU
Messenger RNA from Lobosporangium transversale, 466 nucleotides. Its product is annotated as ubiquitin-like modifier 1. The record is from RefSeq and is a predicted model, not a curated record. The transcript has 3 exons. Gene Ontology annotation, molecular function: protein tag activity. Gene Ontology annotation, cellular component: cytoplasm; nucleus. Gene Ontology annotation, biological process: tRNA thio-modification; protein urmylation. Bases 23 to 379 code for a protein of 118 amino acids. NCBI's taxonomy places the organism in Eukaryota, Fungi, Mortierellomycota, Mortierellomycetes, Mortierellales, Mortierellaceae.